UACUGGAUGUGUGCAUAGUGUCUCUCUUCUCCUGGCUUGUUAUGUUUCAGGUAUUUCACCAUGUUGUUGUUUCUCUUGUUCGUGCCCCACCUCCUCCCUUGCCCCCCCUCCCCCUUUUUAAUAAAAGACCUCUCAACUUAAACCUGAUCCCAUGAUACAAAACAACGAGCCAGCGGAGCCAAAGAAACGCUCCAAAAAAGACAGGAAAGGAAAAAAGAACAAAAAGAAGCGUGACAAGAAGGGGAGGGGCAAGAAGGAGUCGAGGAAGAAGAGAAAAGAAGGAGAGGCGGGUCCAGAGGAGGAGGGUUUCGUCCAGGUGUCCACUGUUUUGCCUGAAAACCAAUCUCAAGAAACCUACUAUCCCACUGAAAAGCCAUCUACGAUGGAACUGUUCACCCUUGAAGCUGUCACCCCAUCUGAAGCCCCUGACCAGACCACCAUGAUCCCAGAGAGGCCCACACACAGGCCUGACUCUGACAUUGAGGACCCCUCCGUGGUGCCCAGUGCACUGCCUGAGUCAAAGGUCACUGAGGAGRAGGAGAGGCUGGACAAAAAGCCCCAGAUGGAGGAGUUUGACGACACCUUCUACGGCGACCUGUACGAUGACCUCGCYGUCUCCAUGGUAACAGUGGGUCCCAAUAUCAGCGAGUACGAGGCUGUAGAGUACGAGGACAUAAGUAACGAGACAGAGAACCAGGAGUAUGAAGAGUAUGAGACGUACGAGGACGGACAUGGCUUUGCAGAGAGAGAGGGGGCUGAUACCUGGGAUGGAGAGGCCAGUGGCAGAGCACUGAAAGGAGAGAAGGGAGAGCCUGCCAUCGUUGAACCGGGUACACUGGUGGAGGGAGCAGUCGGCCCCCCAGGACCAGAGGUGGACAGGAACAAUGCCGGGAAGUGGAACCAGUAUGACCAAGUCAGGUCCACAGGGACUGUGCCCUGGGACAGUAGGACACGCAGGGUCACAGGAGUCCUGGGACAGUAUGACAAGUCACAGGUCCAGGAUGCCUUCUGGGUUUGA
This is a messenger RNA of Salvelinus sp. IW2-2015, 1018 nucleotides long. RefSeq names its product collagen alpha-1(XI) chain-like. The record is from RefSeq and is a predicted model, not a curated record. NCBI's taxonomy places the organism in Eukaryota, Metazoa, Chordata, Actinopteri, Salmoniformes, Salmonidae.